GACAACUCCACGGAGAUGGCUUCGGAGCUGGUGGGCUAUGCCUGCGUCUUCGGGCUGUAUGCAGCCUUCGUGCCGGUAUGUUUGUCCAUCACCAACGUGGCCAACAGCAUCCACAUGGGGGUCCUACAGCCGCUCUGGGCCUCUUUGGCUCCCACCAUGGGCCUCACCAUCUUCCUGUCCUUCCUGCCUACCGUUCUUCUGCUGGUCAUCGACAACUUCUACCAGCUCAGGAGUUCCUCCAGAGCUCAGGAGAUGCUCCUGCAGUGGUACUUCUGGUUCCAGGUGAUCUUCGUUCUUCUGGUGACCGCCGUGGGCAACAACUUCCUGGCCUUCUGCGAGGAUGUGGCCAAGAGCCCCUUCUCUGUGCCGCACUUGCUGGCGAACCAGCUGCCCAAUGCCACGCAUUUCUACAUGAGCUACCUGGUGGUCCAGUGGUCCACCCACAUGAUCAACCUGCUGCGCUAUGUGAAUUUGGCCAAGUUCUUAGGCUUGCGGGCCAUCUAUCCGGAAGAGGAGGCGAAGAAGAAGGCGGAGCCGGAGGACCAGGACUACUACGGCUUCGGGUCCCGCAGCGCGCGCUGGAGCAUCAACCUCCUCAUAGGAAUCGUCUUCGGCACGCUGAACCCGACCAUCCCUUUGCUGGCGCUCAUCAACUUCUUGAUUUGCAGAGUGGUCUACGGCUACCUCAUCGUGGUGGCCGAGACGAAGAAGCCAGACCUCGGCGGGAACUUCUGGGUCAUGAACCUGAAGCACGUCUUGGCGGGAACGGUGCUCUACUGCAUCCUGAUGACCGGCGUCUUUCUGGACCGGGCCCCGACCUUCGUGCCAGCGGCCAUCAGCGUCACCUGCUUGAUCUUCGUUCUCCGCGCCUGGCUUCACUUUGAGCACCGCUUCCGCUGGGAGGCCUUGCCCUUUAUGGAGAUCAUGUACGAAGACAAGGAUAUGAUGGCGGCGGAUGCGAAAAAAGCCCAGGCGAGCUAUGAACAGCCAGAGCUGCGACAGGCGAGGCUCAUCGCGAAGUCUGCGAAGUCGUGAGCCCCUUCCCAAAGCGGAAAGGGCGCGGUCGCCGAAAAUUGGCUUUGAAGGAUCCGUAGAAAGGGACAUAGGCGGCAAUAGCAACAAGGACGACGACAAGAACAAGAACA
This is a messenger RNA of Effrenium voratum, 1145 nucleotides long. NCBI's taxonomy places the organism in Eukaryota, Dinophyceae, Suessiales, Symbiodiniaceae. The record is from the annotation of a GenBank genome assembly.